Molecule: messenger RNA, 1086 nt
Organism: Ectocarpus sp. CCAP 1310/34
Lineage: Eukaryota; Phaeophyceae; Ectocarpales; Ectocarpaceae
Source: the annotation of a GenBank genome assembly
AUGGAUUUGAUCACUUCUGCGCUCAUUGCGAUCAAUCGGAGGAGAGGCUCGAGCGGCGAGUAAGAUAGCCACGGCACAGUGGGCAACAGAGGCGUGAGUGGGAAAGAGCCGAGUUCAAGACGUGGUAGCUCCCAGAAUCCAUACAUGAGCUCACUAGUAGCAGCCGCAGCCGCAGCAGCAGCAACAACAGCAUCCGCUGGAACUGGAGUCCCCCACGCAGCGGGAGCAGAAGUAGCAGCAACACUGUCGGGUGGANGCGAAGAUGAAGAGUGCUUCGACGGAGAAGAAGCGCCGGAGGAAGAGGCAAACGAGGGAGAUCGGGAGCGAUGGAUGAAUGUCGAGUUACAAACUGCCAUCGCGAAACAAGCGAGGACGGUCUUGGACACUCUCCCCAAGAAAGCCGGCAACGGCACGCUGACUCCACCACAGUGGAUGAAGGAGCGGCAUCUGCCGCCCAAGUGUGUAGCGGUAGCGUUUUAUCGACGUUUCCCUGACGCCCCGAUAUGCCGGCGCGCAGACAGCCCGGAGAAGCGCGCCGCUGCGGCGAUGAAAGCGGCGAAAGUGACACCAGCGAUGAGUACCCGGGUCGAGAAGGGAGAUAUCAUUGAUGUGCUUUUGAAGGAGCCGGCCAUGGCCGUUUUCGCGACGACACAAGUUGUGUUCGCUCUCCACGUGCACGAGGUGGUGACAACCCCCGGCGGGGCGAAGGGAGUCAGGAUGAUCUGUCCAGGAUGCAAAUCGAAUUCGGAAGUGAAACCUCUUGGAGUAUCAGGGCACGACUUCCCAAAUGGGGGUGCUCGAAAGGCAAGCAGAACGUUUGCGGGUGCCCUCUCGUCUUGGAAAGUGCCAAGAAGGCGGCCAACAAAAAAUGUGGUCGUUGCGGAUGACGGGUGGGACGAGGCCACCAUCCGCGAGCAUUGCCCGAACGGCGCUUCCUGUACCGUAAUGGACGACACGUACAUGCAGUUGCUACCUGAGGAGACUGUCUCGCGAUUGCCUUUUCGCUACUUUAGCCAAAAUGGCACGUCAGAGACUCUACUGGACCAAGUGAGGGCGACGGAGGGCGAUCUGCAGAUGCAACCCUAA